Molecule: messenger RNA, 1662 nt
Organism: Sitodiplosis mosellana (orange wheat blossom midge)
Lineage: Eukaryota; Metazoa; Arthropoda; Insecta; Diptera; Cecidomyiidae
Gene: Nf-YC
Product: nuclear transcription factor Y subunit gamma
Exons: 4
Coding region: 417-1439 (340 amino acids)
Biological process (GO): regulation of DNA-templated transcription
Cellular component (GO): nucleus; CCAAT-binding factor complex
Molecular function (GO): DNA binding; DNA-binding transcription activator activity, RNA polymerase II-specific; protein heterodimerization activity
Source: RefSeq, a predicted model, not a curated record
AAUCAUGAUAAAUGGCGGCCUAAUAGCGUUUUCUAUUGGAUUGCUUGCUAUUCGUAUGGAGUGUUUUGUAUUUCGUGAUUGGUCUCUAAAAAUCUCAUCGGUUUUUCAUUGGUUUUUGAUACCCCAAACAACUAUUGGCAAACACGUGCUAUUUGAAUUAGUGCAAAUUUGUUGUUUUGAUCACAUUCAUUGUGCCGAUAAAGUUUUACGGUUGAAUUUGUGCGGAUUUUUCGUAAAAAAUUGUAAUAAGAUAAAAAUUGAAUGUGACAAAAUGAUGCAGUUCUAAGCAAUUCCAUGCACUUAAUUGAAGUUGUAACAAAUUGACGGUGUUGAUUUAAGAAAAUAAGAUAAGACAUUUGGUUUUAAGAAAUUGGUCGCUUGGAAUUAUACGCAGAGGGAAGAAAAAAUUGAAAACAAUGAUUUUCGUAAAUAGUGCUCAGGACACAUCGAAUGAGAACAACGACGGUGUAACUGAUGAAAAUGCCACACUCACAGAAGCUGAGGUGACGCUUGCGGGUUUUUGGCCGACAAUAACCGACGAAAUAAAACGGAUCAAAACGGUCGAUGCGAAAAAUCAAGUAUUACCAUUGGCUCGAAUCAAAAAGAUCAUGAAAUUAGACGAAGAUGUGAAGAUGAUAUCGGCCGAAGCGCCUUUACUGUUUGCCAAAGCAGCCGAAAUUUUUAUUCAUGAGUUAACAUUACGUGCUUGGGUCCAUACGGAGAAUAAUAAGCGCCGUACACUCCAGCGAAACGAUAUUGCCAUGGCAAUUUCCAAAUUUGAUCAGUUCGACUUUUUAAUUGACAUUGUGCCUCGAGAAGAAAUUAAGCCCGUACGAAAAGAGACGACAACGACGACGAUGACGGCAACGGCAGCAGCUCCAACCAAAACAAACUGUGAUCAAGUGCAAUAUUAUCUUCAGUUGGCACAACAGCAUCAACAAGCACUACAGAACACGAACAAUAUGGCAGCGACGCAAACGGCAACAAUGACCAAUGCAAACACAUUGAAUGCACAAACGUUGCAAAACACAAUUCAACUAUCAACCGGGCAACUGGCGCCGAUCACAACGAUAAACGCAAAUGGGCAACCACAGAAUAUUCUAGUCACAAAUACGGGCCAACAGAUUUCAUCGGUUGGAGGUGUUGUCAAUAAUUUGGGUGGUUUACAAGCAGCGGCACAUCAUCAAACGCAACCGCCCAUUCAACUGCUCCAACAGAUUGUCACACCAAAUGGAGAAAUUCAGCACAUGCCAAUAAACAUUCCGCAAAAUUUGCUACGUAUGCAAGUACAAAAUCAGAAUCAGCAACCAAUCCUGAUAUCAGCAGCUUCGCUACAAAAUCAACUGCAAAAUCAAUUACAAAACCAACCUCAAACCAUUCUUCAAAUGGCACAAUCACCACAAGGAGUCUAUUUAAAUCAAAACAUCAAUGAUGAAUAACAGAAAAUCUUUAACUUCAUGAAUCUGAAGUAAUUGAAAAAAAAGGAAAGUAUGCUUUAUCUUAGCUAAAAAUUCGUUCAAUUUUCUUGAACCAACGAAGAAAGAUACCGUAAAUUAAAUGUUUGAAAGAGCAUAACAUUUAUAUUUCGAAAACUGUAAAUCAUGUGAAAACAUUUUUUAAUCUUUGUGUAAAUUGUAAUAAAUGUUAGUUUGUGCUUAAUAA